ACAGCUCGUUUCCCCCUAUCACAACAGUCCUCAGACUGUCUCGUCCUGGUGUCAUUCACAAAAAAUUCUCUGCUGGAUCUGAGGUUCAGUUUGUUCACAGGGCGUUGGUGAGGACUCCUUCCUUUUUCUGUUUAUAAAAUUGCAGGAUUAAAGGAUUCAACGGUCGCUUGGAUCUUAUGUCAUGGCCGAAGCAGUGAACCCACAGGACCAAUGGGAGGAAGGUUUUGAGGACGAAUUCGGAGAAAUCAUCAAAACUCGAUCAGAUGAAAGAGAAGACGUUCAAAAGAAAACCUUCACCAAAUGGAUAAACUCACAGUUUGCUAAGACAAGAAGACCUCCUAUUGAUGACCUCUUCACUGACCUGUGUGAUGGCCGACGUCUUCUUGAACUUCUGGAGGUUCUGGUUGGCCAUGAAAUAGUUAAAGAACGUGGCUUCACUCGAGUGCACUCCCUUAACAAUGUUAACAGGGCCCUGCAGAUCCUUCAGAAGAACAAUGUUGAUCUGGUGAACAUUGGAGGAGCUGACAUUGUAGAUGGGAAUCAUAAACUGACCCUGGGGCUCAUCUGGAGCAUCAUUCUCCACUGGCAGGUUAAGGAUGUGAUGAAAGAUGUCAUGGCGGACUUACAGCAGACCAACAGCGAAAAGAUCCUGUUAAGCUGGGUCAGGCAGUCCCUCAAAAACUACCAAGACGUCAACGUGGUCAACUUCUCCAGCAGCUGGGCUGACGGUUUCGCUUUCAACGCUCUCAUCCACAGCCACAGGCCAGAGCUGUUUAGCUGGAGUGUGGUGGAGCAACAGGAUAAUGCUAUUGAGAGACUGGAUCAUGCCUUCGGUGUUGCGGAGAAGAGUUUAGGCAUCGACCGGCUGCUGGACCCCGAAGAUGUUGCUACAGUCCAUCCAGAUAAGAAAUCCAUCAUCAUGUACGUCACCUCCCUCUUCAAAGUGCUGCCCCAUGGCGUGAGUUUGGAGGCCAUCCAAGAGGUGGAGACCCUCCCUCGGGCCGCAGUGACCAAGGAGGAGCACGUCCUCUAUCAAACCCAACAGCGAUACUCCCAGCAGAUCACAGUCAGCGUGGCCCAGAGUCGCGUUCGCAGCCCGUCGCCCUCCUAUAAGCCAAGAUUUAAAAGCUAUGCUUUCACUCAAGCUGCCUACGUCAAGACACCUGAACAGCAGAGGAAGUUCCUCAUCGCACAGUCUCCAGACAAGGCCGAUGAACUGCGACCGUCCCCCAGUCCCCUACCGCAGGGGCUAAAUGAGCUGGAAAGCUACCAGAGUGCCCUGGAGGAGGUCCUGACCUGGCUGCUCUCUGCGGAGGACGGCCUGCAAGCACAGCCACCCAUCUCUUCUUUUGUAGAAGAAGUCAAAGAGCAGUUUCACACUCAUGAGGGCUACAUGGUGGAGCUGACGUCUCACCAGGGCAGCGUGGGUCGGGUCCUGAAAGCGGGAAGUGUGUUGUUGUCUGGAGGGCAGCUGACUGAUGAUGAAGAGAGGGAGGUGCGGGAACAGAUGAAUCUGCUCAACUCGCGCUGGGAACAUCUGCGUGUGGCCAGUAUGGAGCGACAGAGCAGGCUUCAUGAAGUUUUGAUGGAUCUUCAGCACCAGCAGCUGAAGCAGCUCUCUGAUUGGCUGGACAUGACGGAAACUCGGAUUAAAAGGAUGGGAGCGCAGGCUUUGGGGCCUGAACUUGACGACAUAAAGCGGCAAAUCGAAGAGCAGAAACUCUUACAGGAAGAUCUGGAGCUGGAACAAGUGCGAGUGAAUUCGCUGACUCAUAUGGUGGUGGUCGUAGAUGAGAAUAGUGGGGAUGGUGCCACCGCAGCCUUGGAGGAAAAGCUGCAGAACCUUGGGGAACGAUGGGCAGCGAUCUGUAAAUGGACUGAAGAGCGCUGGAUCCUUCUUCAAAAGAUCCUGCUGUGCUGGCAGCAUUUCUCUGAGGAGCAGUUGCUGUUUGACUCUUGGCUGACUCAAAAGGAGGAGUUGGUCCAGUCCAUCCAAAGCAGUGGCACAAAUGACCCAAAUGAAGUAGCCGCCAACCUGCGGAAGCUGGCGAUUUUAAAAGCAGACCUGGAGCUGAAGAGGCAGACCAUGGACAAGCUUUGCUCGCUCGUCCAGGAUCUGCUGACUAACAUCAAGAGCAAAGAGGCCGCUGGGAAACUGGAAGCAAAGCUGGAGAGGUUUGCUCAACGCUGGGACAAAUUGGUGCAGGCGCUUCAGCUCACCAGCACCAAGAUUUCAACUAUUGUCACCACAUCCCAGUCGGAGAUCACGCACACAACCAUGGCAACUGUCACCAAGGUGACCACGAACCAGAAGAAGAUGGUGAAGCAUACUAAGGAGGGCAUGUCCACCCCUCCACCUCAGAAAAAGAGACAGAUUGUUGUGGAUUCAGAACUGCGGAAAAGAUUUGAUGUGGACUUCACUGAAAUUCAUAGUUUUAUGACUCGGUCCGAGGCUGUUUUGCAAAAUCCAGAGUUCUCAAUCUCCCGUAAAGAAGGCAGUGUGGCAGAUCUCUAUGAAAAAGUGCUGGCAAUUGACAGGGAAAAAACCGGAAAAGUUCAGGAAGUUGCAAGAAGCCACUAGCUCAGCCCAGGCUUUGGUGGAUCAACUUACCAGCGACGGUCAGAACUCAGAGGACAUCGAACAAGCGGCUCAGCAGUUGCGCGCUCGAUGGGUGGACUUCUGCGCUCUCCUGGCCGAGCGGCUGGC
Danio aesculapii is the source of this 2707-nucleotide messenger RNA. RefSeq names its product dystrophin-like. Gene Ontology annotation, biological process: synaptic signaling. Gene Ontology annotation, molecular function: protein binding. The record is from RefSeq and is a predicted model, not a curated record. NCBI's taxonomy places the organism in Eukaryota, Metazoa, Chordata, Actinopteri, Cypriniformes, Danionidae. Gene Ontology annotation, cellular component: plasma membrane. The transcript has 20 exons. The coding region runs from base 182 to 2581 and encodes 799 amino acids.